Molecule: messenger RNA, 1344 nt
Organism: Iphiclides podalirius (scarce swallowtail)
Lineage: Eukaryota; Metazoa; Arthropoda; Insecta; Lepidoptera; Papilionidae
Source: the annotation of a GenBank genome assembly
AUGGGUGGUGGAGACCUUAAUUCUAAGAAAGCCUGGCAUCCAAACACAUUAAAAAAUCAAGAACGUGUUUGGAAAGCAGAGCAAGCAGCAGCUGAAGAGAAAAAACGCAUUAUGGAAUUGCAGCGAGAACGUGCUGAAGAAAGAGAUAGAGAAAACUUAAAUGAAAUAGCAAAACGUGCUGCGGGUGGUGGAAGUUCUUCUGUUGAGAAUCGUUUACAUUGGAUGUAUGAUAAACCUGAUAAAAAAGGGCAGCACGAAGAUUAUUUGCUCGGAAAAUCAAUUGAUUCUAAGUAUGAAGAAGUGGAUAAAGGCAGUCAGGAUUUUAUACCAGCUGUAGCACGAAGAGUUGUGGGUGCUAGUACAUUGGCCACAUCAACUGAUACACAAGUUGAUUUAGCACGAAAACUUCGGGAGGAUCCCUUACUAUUAAUUAAGGAAAGAGAACGAGCAGCCAGGGCUGCAUUAUUAAAUAACCCUUUGCAAAGACGGCGCCUGACAGAAUUAUUAAGAAAAGAACAAGAACAAUCUAAGAAAAACAAAGAUGAAAAAAAGUUAAAAAGUAAAAGUAAAGAUUUGGAUAACAUUUUAGCAGCCAAAUUGAAUGCGUUAGGUGCAAAAAAUGGCUUGGAUUUAAAAACUUUACUUGCUUCUGAUGAUUCGUCUGAUUCAUCUGAUUCAUCAGUACAUGGAAGUAAAAAUAAAAAGAAGAAAAGGAAAGAUAAAAAGAAGAUAAAGAAAAGGAAAAAAGACAAAAACAUUGAUAAAUGUCAGAUUGAAGAUUCUGUUACUUCAGAACUAAAAAAAUCUAAAAAAGAUGUAAGAAAGAAAUCAUUUGAUAUAGAGAGGACUGCAGAAUCAACUGAGUGUAAAAAAAAGAAGAGGAAAUCUGAAGAUGAAGGCUGUUAUGAUGAAGUACAAAGUAAGAAACAAAGACAAAGCAGUAAAAUAGAAAAUAAAUAUUACGACAGAGCUUGUAAUGAUCCCAAUGAAGAACUUGAUAAAAGGCAUAGUAAACAAGAGCCAACACACAAUAAGGACUAUAAAAGACACAUUGAAAAAGGGAAACACAAAAGCAAAGUGCGAGUAGGAAUGAGUGAUAAGGAGAAAGCUGCCAAAUUAGCAGAAAUGGCGGCUGCUGGAGCAGAGCGGGAAGUUCAACGAGGCCGCCGUGUUGCGCUUCAGUUGGCAGAAAAGGAGGCAUCGGAGAAGAGUUCUAUCGUUUCUCGUCAUUAUACUCAUAAUGAAGCUCGGGCCUUGCCAGAAUCUCUUGAGAGUCGGAUACACUCUAACCGACACUACAUACAACGUGACCGACGUCACAUGGAUGAACAUUUUGCUAGACGG